Lactuca sativa (garden lettuce) is the source of this 1509-nucleotide messenger RNA. RefSeq names its product polyprenal reductase 2. Gene Ontology annotation, cellular component: endoplasmic reticulum. The record is from RefSeq and is a predicted model, not a curated record. NCBI's taxonomy places the organism in Eukaryota, Viridiplantae, Streptophyta, Magnoliopsida, Asterales, Asteraceae. Gene Ontology annotation, biological process: dolichol-linked oligosaccharide biosynthetic process; polyprenol catabolic process. Gene Ontology annotation, molecular function: 3-oxo-5-alpha-steroid 4-dehydrogenase activity.
AAUCUGUGGAAUGAAUCAGUCGGCUACUACUGCAUGAAACGGUGGAGAACGCCGUGUUUCUGGCGGAGUGUGGUUGCGGCACUGGCUACCGCCCUCUGUGGCAUCGAUAAACAACAAGAUUUUGUUGCAUUAGCCAUCCCUGAUCCCUAAGCAGUCUAGAUUAUAGUUUGAGUUAUUAAUCAUCAAGAUUAUAGUUAAUUAGCCGAAAACGAUUUUCGAUUUCGGGUUUCGGAUUAGGGAUUCGUUUAGUGGUAAAGAAGAAGAAGCAGCUUUUCAUUCCUUUCUAAAAUCGAAUGAAGUUCUACCUUUCUGAUCAACAAUAAUAAUGUCAGAAAUUCUGUUUCUCAGAAUGGAAGAGCUGGGGCUAGGGCUUGUAUCACUGCUACGAGCAGCAUGGAUCAUUGCUACUUUACCGAUUCUUGUAGCCUGUUUGCCAUUGCCAGGGCUUGGCUGGUUUCGAAGAACUCUCUUAGGGUUUGCUAAAAGAGGAAAGAUUUUGCAAUCCAACUCUAAACUAACUGUGCCUCAGAGAUUCUUCUCUCACUUCUAUGUGGUGGCCAUUUUCUGGACAACAUUCUUGCUUAUUGCAGUGUGGUUUUAUGCAAUCAAGAUGCUUCCAUCACUAAUCGAGCAAGACCUCUUUUCUACCAUAACUAGUCACUUGACUGGAGGUUCACAUGCUUUCCCCUUGAAUAAAUCUUUGUCAACUAAAGAACAUGUGUACAACGUUUGGCUAUCUGUGUUUCUCCUUCUGCUAAUGGAAGCUCAAGUUUUGCGACGCUUCUAUGAGACAAUCUAUGUUUUUAACUACAGUCCUUCAGCUCGAAUGCACAUCUUUGGUUAUCUUGCUGGCUUAUUUUUCUAUACAGCAGCUCCACUUUCUCUAUGUUGCACUUUUGCACCUGAAGUGUUUGAUUUUGUGAAGAAUCUGGUGGCUGAGUUUAUUGUGAGAGGAAAAGAUCGCAUGUCAAGGCCUGAAUUUAACAUUUGGAUGUUUGUCACUCCUUUCUUGACACUUCGGUGGUAUUCAUGGAUUGGUGGAGCCAUUUUCUUAUGGGGUUGGAUACAUCAACUUCGUUGCCAUGAAAUUCUUGGUUCCUUGCGAGAGAAAACUGAAAAGCUUGAGGACUAUGUCAUUCCGUAUGGUGAUUGGUUUGAAUACGUCUCGUCUCCACAUUAUUCAGCUGAAAUUGUGAUCUAUGGUGGUCUUGUGGUGGCUAGUGGUGGUGGGGAUCUUUCUUUGUGGCUACUUUUCACAUUUGUGGUGGCAAAUCUUGUUUUUGCAGCAACCGAAACACAAAGAUGGUAUCGACAUAAAUUUGAUGAUUACCCUCGUAAUCGAUAUAUUAUUUUCCCUUUUGUUUAUUAGUGAAGGAUGAGAUGCUUGUGUAAACAUUAAACAUUAUUUUCAUAAAUUGAAAAAAUGGGGAUUUGCUGAUCACCCUUCCUUGAGUUGUACUUUACUUUACACAUGUUAUAUAUAUCUGGAUGGCUGCCAAUUAAAGUUAA